This is a messenger RNA of Varanus komodoensis (Komodo dragon), 912 nucleotides long. RefSeq names its product uridine-cytidine kinase 1 (gene UCK1). The annotation marks the transcript as partial. Lineage: Eukaryota; Metazoa; Chordata; Lepidosauria; Squamata; Varanidae. Gene Ontology annotation, molecular function: ATP binding; kinase activity. Gene Ontology annotation, cellular component: cytoplasm; cytosol. The transcript has 7 exons. The record is from RefSeq and is a predicted model, not a curated record.
UCGGGCGCCGGGGAGGCGGAGCCCGGACCCCAACCCGCCCCGCAUAUCGGGGGGAGCGGCGGCACCGCCAGCGGCAAGUCAACGGUAUGCGAGAAGAUCAUGGAGCUGCUGGGCCAGAACGAGGUGGACCAUCGCCAACGGAAAGUGGUCAUCCUCAGCCAGGACCGGUUCUACAAGGCGCUUACGGCGGAGCAGAAGGCAAAAGCCCUGAAAGGGCAGUACAACUUUGACCACCCAGAUGCUUUUGACAACGAGUUGAUGCAGAUGACCCUGAAGAGCAUCGUGGACGGCCAGACCGUGGAGGUGCCCACCUACGAUUUCGUGACCCAUUCCAGGCUGCCUGAGACCACGGUGGUGUACCCUGCGGACGUGGUUCUCUUUGAGGGGAUUCUGGUGUUCUACACGCAAGACAUCCGGGACAUGUUCCACCUCCGCCUCUUUGUGGACACCGAUUCGGACGUCCGGCUCUCGCGGAGAGUUCUUCGGGACAUGAAACGAGGAAGGGACCUGGAGCAGAUCCUGACCCAGUACACGACGUUUGUCAAGCCGGCCUUUGAGGAGUUCUGUUUGCCGACCAAGAAGUACGCAGACGUGAUCAUCCCGCGAGGGGUGGACAAUAUGGUCGCCAUCAACCUCAUUGUGCAGCACAUCCAGGACAUCCUGAGCGGCGACCUCUGCCGGUGGCACCGUGGCGCCGUCAACGGGCACAGCCGGUCGUCCAAGCGGCCUUUCCCCGAGCACGUGGACAGCGGCCCGCUCCUGGCGCCCGGCAAGCGCUCCCACCUGGAGUCCAGCAGCCGCCCCCACUGAGCGCGGCCAGAAGCCCUGGAGGCGCCUCCACACCGGCCGGACGCGAGGGGGCUCGGGGGCAUGCAGGGGCACCCGGCCAAGAGGCCAAGGCCUUGGUGCAGA